UGCAUGACAGGCCCUGGUGAACCGGGAGAGAAAGGCGAGAGAACGCGUGCUCGGCGAAACGGUUUGUACACAAGCUAGUGACCGGACUGCGUGUGUCAGUGUGUGCUGCAUGCAGUACUGUACUGUACUAGUAGUCUACACACCGCUUCUGUGAGCGGGAAUCAGUGUAGAGGAAGCCACAGCUGACGCGCGGAGCAAGGUUUAUCGCUGCGGAACACCGGGUCGGCUGAUAACGAGCAGGGCCCCGGGCGACAACCGGUCGAUAUACGGGGAGACACGCGUGGGGCGCCGAAGACAACCUCCCGUAGUCUCGGCAUUGUUGUGGGACUGACCCGGGCAAUUCGGCAGAAGCUCCCGUGCCCCGGGGAUAGGCUAGACAGGUAUACAGUUGCGAAAGAACAACACAGGAGCCUCCCAUGUGGAUGCGCACAGGGUAGACAAGCGCAAGCCCCUGUCUGCCUCUCUUCUUUCUGAAGAAGACAAAACCUUCAGGACGCUGCCUUUUUGGUCGGGACUUCUUCAUACAUGAACUGAAUGGACUGAGAUUCGAACUCGGGACUCCUGAUCCUGCGUGUGCCGCUGUGUCUGCGCACACAGCUACUACAGAAGGUGUGGGACUGACAGUUUGACUUCUCGGCUAGAACGCGAGGCUGCUCUGCAGGGCCUCUGCAGACCAGCGCCGACCCUGGACACCGUGGUGGAUUCGAACCCGGGACUCUCGGAGAGCGCCUUCAUCUACACGGAGCAGUCGGGCAGCAUGGUGGUGAACUGCGCGGGGUGCGAGCGGCCCGUGCUGGACCGGUUCCUGCUGAACGUGCUGGACAGAGCGUGGCACGCCAAGUGUGUGCGCUGCAGCGACUGUAGCUGUCGGCUCACGGAGAAAUGUUUCACUAGGGACUCCAAACUGUACUGCAGAGAGGACUUUUUCAGACGGUUCGGCACGAAGUGUGCGGGGUGUACUCAGGGUAUCCUUCCGAACGACCUGGUGAGGAGAGCGAGAAACAAAGUGUUCCACCUGAAGUGCUUCACGUGCGCCGCCUGCGCCAAGCAGAUGGCCACGGGGGAGGAACUCUUCGUGGUGGACGACGACAAAUUCAUCUGUAAAGACUGUUAUCACAACAACAAAGUCACAGCAGACAGGGGUAGCGACGUCGAAGCGGAGCUGGGACUUACGGGCCCCGAAGAGACCGACGACAGCUUGACGGGGGCCCCGGCGCCUCCCCCCGCAGCGACGCCGGCAGUGGCCCCCGCCCGAGAACCCAUGCGGGAAGCGGCGGCAGACUCCAGGGAAAACGUUAGCCUGAACACCCCCAACCCCGCCUCGCCCACCUCCCCGUCCUCGGCACCGCGAGACGAGAAGGAACGCGAGACGGCGCGAGACUCACGUGACACCGUGAGUUCGGGAAACUCGUCUGACAACGAGGCUGGCAGCGCCACGAGUAAAGAUGGCGUCAGUGGCGGGAAUAACGAAAACACACUCGGGGCCAAGCGUAGAGGCCCCAGAACUACCAUUAAGGCAAAACAGUUGGAAACGUUAAAAGCAGCUUUCGCAGCCACACCCAAACCCACAAGGCACAUACGAGAACAGUUGGCACAAGAGACGGGGCUGAACAUGAGGGUCAUACAGGUGUGGUUCCAGAACAGACGGUCCAAGGAGAGGCGGAUGAAGCAGCUGAGCGCGCUGGGGGCGCGGCGGGCGCAGUUCUUCCGCCACCCGAGGAGAAUGCGCGGGCUGGACGGCAGUCCUGAGCUGAUGGGCGCGCAGUACGGCUUCUACCAGGGAGAGAUAGAUGACCAAGCCGAGUACUACAGCCCGCAGAGCUACUACGACUUCUUCCCGCCCGGAUCGCAGCCGCCCAACUCACAAGCCGGGGGAAUGCCGCCCUUCCUACCACCCUCCUCCCAGCCCAUGGGCGUCAUGGACCCGGCCAUGCCGCACCAAGGGGGUGGCGGCGGUAUGGGGAACGGCCACGGAGGGAUGCCGCCUGACGGAUUCCUCCCCCCGGGAGACAUGCUACCUCAGUCGGACGCGCCCACUCCGGAGCCGAUGAUGGGGGACGGAGGGUACGGGCCUCCGCCGAACCAGACGCUGGGGAGGGGAUUUCCCCCCGGUAUGCCCGGGCAACCCCCCCGGGAAGAGUCGGUGUGGUAACCCGCUGAGCUGUGACGUUGUGUCUCGAGAAGAGCUCGAGGGGAAAAAAAGAACCCUUUCGCGAACUUAGUAUGUUCCAGAUCCUCAAUCAGUGUUGUCUGUUUCGGAUCCUUCCACUCCGACGACAGGGGUGGACGUAGAUAUUUUGUAUGUUGAAAUGCUUGUCAUUUGACCGCAAUCCUUGUAAUGAAAAAAAAAAACAACAUCAGUAGCUAGUACAGAGCUAAACGCCAUCUUUUAUCGGACGUUUUUAUGACCAGAAGAUGGGUUUUGUACGUUUUGCGAAAACAAAAGGAGAAAGGAAUUGUGCGGGACACAAGAAAGACCAGGCGGGAAGUCCGGAAGAAGACUUGUGAUUUUAAAAAAAGACAGACUUGCGACAAUCUGUACUGUAGAAGCUCAUCGCGGAGGACACAUCGCAGACACACGUCACCUGUUGGACGAGACCUGUCCACC
Branchiostoma floridae (Florida lancelet) is the source of this 2608-nucleotide messenger RNA. RefSeq names its product LIM/homeobox protein Lhx5-like. NCBI's taxonomy places the organism in Eukaryota, Metazoa, Chordata, Leptocardii, Amphioxiformes, Branchiostomatidae. The record is from RefSeq and is a predicted model, not a curated record. Gene Ontology annotation, biological process: regulation of transcription by RNA polymerase II; neuron differentiation. Gene Ontology annotation, molecular function: DNA-binding transcription factor activity, RNA polymerase II-specific; RNA polymerase II transcription regulatory region sequence-specific DNA binding. The transcript has 5 exons. Gene Ontology annotation, cellular component: nucleus. The coding region runs from base 758 to 2152 and encodes 464 amino acids.